AUGAGAGAUUCCAAGAUCAUCACCCUCUACAAGAAGAAGGGUCAGCGAAGCGACUGCAACAACUACAAAGGCAUCUCACUACUCAGCGUUGGGUGCAAAGUCUUCGCUCGGGUCAUCUUGGUCCGCCUGCAGAAACUCGCCGAACGUAUCUACCCAAAGUCUCAGUGCGGUUUCCAUACUGAAAGAUCAACGAUAGGCAUGGUCUUCUCCCCUCUGCCAGCUCCAGAAGUGCAGAGUUCAACAGAUGCCCCUCAUGCAUUCGGCACAUCAACGGAAGGGAUUUACCUGCGUACGAGAUCAGAUGGCGGGCUGUUCAAUCUCGCUCGCCUCAGAUCCAGGACCAACGUACAUGAGACCCUUGUCAGAAAGUCGCUGUGCGGUUUCCGAGCUGAAAGAUCAACGAUAGCCUUCUCCCUCCGCCAGCUCCAGGAGAGUUCAACAGAUGCCCCUGUACGCUUUCAUCCGACCACAUCACUCUGCACCAAAACACCCUGCACUACACCCGGAGAGGACACCCCAGCUUCGCCUUUGGCGUCGAUACAACACGCAGAACGGCAGUUACCGGUUAUAUGCUACCACCCGAUUGGCGUAAACCGCUGCGCCAGGGAGAUUUUCGGAUCUCAUUGGACAGGUACCGCCCGUCUCAAGCUGGGCAGCACCCAACCAGUAAGGUUAUGUCCCGCCACGGUCUGA
Acanthosepion pharaonis is the source of this 693-nucleotide messenger RNA. The record is from the annotation of a GenBank genome assembly. Lineage: Eukaryota; Metazoa; Mollusca; Cephalopoda; Sepiida; Sepiidae.